CUGAUAAUUAUUAAAAAUCAGUUCGAUUGUAGCAGCGGAAGCGAAUAGUUCUCUGUGUGAUCGAAGUGCUAAUUAUUAGAGUUGUUGUUGUUUUUACCAAAAAAUGGAAUUAAAUUCAGAUGGCAGAGGAAAUCCACCUGACAGAGGAAGGAUUGACGAUGUUGCUAGUAAUAUGGAUUAUGAAGUUAAUGAAAAACAAAAACAGUCUGAGGAAAUUAUAAAUAUUAAUAUUAAUACACAAUCAAAACAGGUACCGAUAACAAAUCCAAAAAACUUUUUACCAGAUUAUCAGAUAUUCGUUUUGGCUGUAACUUUAGCUGGUGAUAGCAUCGACGUUGCAGGACAAGUUCUAAUUAAACAUUUCAAUAUACUGAAAUCAGAAGUAUCUGAUGUUUUGAUUAGCAAGUAUAUAAAAGAGCUCUCUGUGGUUUUCGUGGAACUUAGACCUCAACUAUCAGUUCCAGGAUACUUUGACAUAAAUAGACGAUUGCUACCGAUGAUUUUUUCUACGAUUUCCACAUAUGCUAUCAUCUAUAUUCAAAUAUAUUAUGACAAAAGCUAAACAAAAUCAAACAAGAAUUAUUUAACAUUGUUUUAAAAGAUUCUUUUAAUAAAGUUUAU
Diabrotica virgifera virgifera (western corn rootworm) is the source of this 621-nucleotide messenger RNA. RefSeq lists its product as uncharacterized. Gene Ontology annotation, biological process: sensory perception of taste. Bases 104 to 562 code for a protein of 152 amino acids. Gene Ontology annotation, cellular component: membrane. The transcript is spliced from 2 exons. The record is from RefSeq and is a predicted model, not a curated record. Lineage: Eukaryota; Metazoa; Arthropoda; Insecta; Coleoptera; Chrysomelidae.